Messenger RNA from Coffea eugenioides, 798 nucleotides. Its product is annotated as probable LRR receptor-like serine/threonine-protein kinase At3g47570. Lineage: Eukaryota; Viridiplantae; Streptophyta; Magnoliopsida; Gentianales; Rubiaceae. The record is from RefSeq and is a predicted model, not a curated record. Gene Ontology annotation, biological process: protein phosphorylation. Gene Ontology annotation, molecular function: ATP binding; protein kinase activity. The transcript is spliced from 2 exons. The coding region runs from base 79 to 798 and encodes 239 amino acids.
GCCUUGGUGAUUUCAAUUUUUUUGAUACGGUUAAAGUUGAGAAAGAAAAUUCUAGCUCCAACUCAGAACUUGCUUCCCAUGGCGACAUUUGAAAGGGUGUCCUUCCAUGAACUUAGACAAAUAACAAAUGGAUUCAGCGAGAGUAACUUACUUGGCUCGGGGAGCUUUGGUUCAGUUUACAAGGGAAUUCGCGAAAAUGGGAUGGUUUGGGCCAUAAAGGUAUUCGAUUUGCAGCCAGAAGGUGCAUUUAAAAGCUUUGACAGAGAAUGUGAAAUCUUAAGCUGCCUUCGUCAUCGAAAUUUAACUAGAGUAAUUACUGCUUGCUCUAGCCCUGACUUUAAGGCUUUGGUGCUCGAAUACAUGCCCAAUGGAAGCCUUGAGAAAUGGCUUCAUUCAAACCCUCAUUUCUUAAACAUCAAGCAAAGGUUGGGUAUCAUGAUAGAUGUGGCUUCUGGUUUGGAAUAUCUCCACUAUGGCUAUUCAAUGCCUAUAGUUCACUGUGACUUGAAGCCUAGCAAUAUUCUCCUAGAUGAAGACAUGGUUGGACAUAUUUGCGAUUUUGGAAUUGCCAAGUUGUUGGGAGACGGAGAAUCUGUGAUGCAAACAAAGACUCUUGCUACAUUUGGAUAUAUUGCCCCAGAUAAAACGGUACAAAGGAAGAUUGAAUGCAUAUCGUCUAUCUUGCAACUUAGUUUAAGUUGCACGACAGAUGCUCCUGAGGAGAGAAUAAACAUGAAAGAAGUUCUAGGAGCAUUGCGGAAGAUCAAACUUCAGUUUAUCAAAGACAUCACGCCUUGA